GCCAUCUUCCCUGGUGCUCUCCUCCUCCUCCGUGCGCGCGCCGUACAGUGAGACAGAAAUCCACCUUAACACGCAAGCCGACUGCAUUAAAGCAUCAAAAAUUAAGAAUUCUAGUAUAUUGUACGUUGUUUUGACACCUUCAUUUGGAAAUCGGAGGGAUUUUUAGCGUUGCUGUAAUACAACAUGGAUGAGGAAUAUGAUGUGAUCGUCCUGGGCACUGGCCUCACAGAAUGCAUUCUUUCUGGCAUCAUGUCAGUCAAUGGAAAGAAAGUUUUGCACAUGGACCGGAACCCAUAUUAUGGAGGUGAAAGUUCCUCCAUCACCCCACUGGAGGAGCUUUAUAAGCGAUUUGAGCUUCCAGACGGCCCCCCAGAGUCAAUGGGCCGGGGAAGAGACUGGAACGUCGACCUCAUCCCGAAAUUUCUCAUGGCCAAUGGCCAGCUAGUUAAGAUGCUCUUGUACACCGAGGUGACCAGAUACUUGGAUUUCAAAGUGGUGGAAGGAAGUUUUGUAUAUAAAGGAGGAAAGAUCUACAAAGUCCCCUCGACAGAGACCGAAGCCCUGGGCUCCAAUCUAAUGGGAAUGUUUGAGAAGAGACGUUUCCGGAAGUUCCUGGUCUUCGUGGCCAACUUCGAUGAGAACGACCCGAAGACUUUCGAGGGCGUCGAUCCCAAGCAGACCACGAUGGGAGAGGUGUACAAGAAGUUUGACUUGGGCCAGGAUGUUAUCGAUUUUACCGGACACGCCUUGGCCCUCUACAGAACAGACGAUUACCUUGAGCAGCCAUGCCUGGAGACUAUUAAUCGCAUCAAGCUGUACAGCGAAUCGUUGGCCCGCUACGGGAAGAGCCCUUACCUGUACCCUCUGUACGGCCUGGGGGAACUGCCUCAGGGCUUCGCCAGGCUAAGUGCUAUUUAUGGAGGAACCUACAUGCUUAACAAGCCAGUGGACGAGAUCGUCAUGGAAGGAAGCCACGUGAUCGGAGUGAAAUCUGAAGGAGAGAUUGCACGAUGCAAGCAGCUGAUCUGUGACCCCAGUUACAUCCCGGACCGUGUGCGCAAAGCAGGCCAGGUGAUCCGGGUCAUCUGCGUCCUCAGCCAUCCCAUAAAGAACACUAACGAUGCCAAUUCGUGUCAGAUCAUCAUCCCGCAGAACCAAGUUAACCGCAAGUCAGAUAUCUACGUGUGUAUGAUCUCUUAUGCCCAUAACGUGGCUGCCCAGGGCAAGUACAUCGCCAUUGUGAGCACCACUGUGGAGACCGCCGAGCCCGAAGCUGAAAUCGAACCUGCACUCGAGCUGCUGGAGCCCAUUGACCAAAAGUUUGUGGCAAUCAGUGACCUGUACGAACCCACAGAUGACGGCUCAGACAGCCAGGUUUUCGCCUCGCGGUCUUACGAUGCCACCACUCACUUCGAGACGACCUGCAACGACAUCAAGGACAUCUACAAGCGCAUGACCGGCAGCGACUUCGACUUCGAGAACAUGAAGCGCAAACAGAACGACGUCUUCGGGGAGGAAGAGCAGUGAGGGAGAGGGAGGCGAGAUGGAGGGGAGGAGAAGGCAGUAGAUGAGGACAGCUGCGAGCGGGACAGAUUGAAAUGAUUGGGCUUGAGAUGAUCAGUAGAUGAUUUCAUGCUGGUUUUUAGUUAAGCAGGAUUGUAGCAAUCGGCAACCAGUUCAGCUGUCCUAUACGUUUGUUUCCUUCUACUUGCCUUGCUCCUUGCUCCCUCUUUGCUCUCGGCUCCUUUUUUGUUUUGUUUUUUCCUUCCCCAAAUUAUGUACAUUUUAGCACAGAGGCACAACGCCCUUACGCUCUCACACUUCCCUCGGCUCGUCCUUCACAAAGCAGUCUUACGUUUUUUUUUUGUUUUUUUUUUCCGUGAACAAGGUAUGCAUCAUUUCCGGGCUUGCCGAAGUGAAACAUAUCCGAGUCUUAUUUAUUUGGUGGUAGUUCUGGUUUUAUGAAUGAUGCCUUUCACAGCAGCCCUCGUGUCUUUAUGAACUCCAUUAACCCUUCGGAACAAGAAAAUCCUGUGAAAUCGCUGUAAACACACAAAAAUCUAGUAGAUUUAGUUCCUGAACCGUUUAAAAAGAGGAUUUCUUAAAACUUACAGAGAAUCAUGUUUAAAAGCCUUUUGCUAGCUGAACGUAUGUUAUGGACACGACGAAGGUUUGCCUUUUAUAUAUAUAUAUAUAUAUAUACACAUAGAUAUACAUUAGCAGCACGCAUGCAUGCAUCUUUCAUUCGCCUCCUUUCUGAACAACUUCGCUUUGAACCUGAAGCCUCUACGAACACGCUCGGCUUGGAUGAGGAUGGGUACGUGGACACAUAUGCAGUUAGGAUUUGGAGUCCAAAAGCCAUUAUUACCGUGACGUUUCCGUUUCCCGCGUAGAAGCCGCGUUCAGGAUCUACAGCAGCAGCAGUUUGUAUAGGAUUCAUAGUGAUGUGAAUCUUACCUUUAAUAAAUAUCGUUCCCCCUCGUGGUUUGACACUUGUAUAUCUUCUAGGUGAGGUGUUCUGGUUUGUUAAACUAGGCUGGACCCUGGUCUUAAGAACUUGGAGUUGUGUGUUCUCUUCCUUCUUCGUGUUGGUUUCGAUUGAACUUGUGCUGGAGUGAUUGUUUUUUUCCCCAUCAUGCUUCCUCAGCCAGAGCAAUGAUUUAUACCUACUUAAAAAAGGAAACAUUAUGUAAAGUCUUAACAUCGAUUUGACGUUAGGAUUAUUGUUAAAUUACACAAGGAUUUGGGCUUUCAUCACUCUCUUCCUUGUGUGAUUUAUAAAUGAUGAAACUCCACAAAUGGUUUAUUCCAAUGUUUUAUUCUCAAAAAGUGCUCUUUGUGUUAUUCUCUCUCUUUUUCUCUUUCUCUUCCUUUAUUUUCAUUACUGCAAAUGGUUCUGUUGAACAUCUCAUCUCACAAUGAUGCUGUUUAAAUACUAUGCUACUAUAAGCACACACACAUACACACACACUUUUUUCCUCCAUGUGUCUUAUUAACUGACCAAAAAAAUAAUGAUAAUAAUAACAUUAACACUGGAAACUGGAUCAAAAAGCAUUAAUCUUGCCAGUGUGCGUAGCUCUUAUUGAAAUGAUCUACUGUCUUUUUAUUUUUUGUUGUUGUUGUUGAACUCUAGUAGCUGUUUAAAUAUUAUUUUGCACUUUAUUUAUUUCCCUUUACGUGUCUCAUGGAACUAAACACUUAACACUGGAAUAUGAACGUGAAACAGUUGACGACUAAGAUGUGACUUCAUCACAAGUGUUUGAGCAGUCUUGUGCAAUGAAUGAAACAACAACAAAAAAAACAACAACAACACGAAUUCAAAUGUGAAUAAAUUGCUGAAAACGUGAA
Messenger RNA from Clarias gariepinus (North African catfish), 3348 nucleotides. It is a transcript of the gene gdi1, whose product is annotated as GDP dissociation inhibitor 1. Gene Ontology annotation, molecular function: Rab GDP-dissociation inhibitor activity. NCBI's taxonomy places the organism in Eukaryota, Metazoa, Chordata, Actinopteri, Siluriformes, Clariidae. The coding region runs from base 184 to 1527 and encodes 447 amino acids. The record is from RefSeq and is a predicted model, not a curated record. Gene Ontology annotation, biological process: protein transport; vesicle-mediated transport; small GTPase-mediated signal transduction. The transcript has 11 exons. Gene Ontology annotation, cellular component: cytoplasm.